This is a messenger RNA of Lotus japonicus, 546 nucleotides long. RefSeq lists its product as uncharacterized. Lineage: Eukaryota; Viridiplantae; Streptophyta; Magnoliopsida; Fabales; Fabaceae. The coding region runs from base 1 to 546 and encodes 181 amino acids. The record is from RefSeq and is a predicted model, not a curated record. Gene Ontology annotation, molecular function: nucleic acid binding; RNA-DNA hybrid ribonuclease activity. The transcript has a single exon.
AUGUCUUGUGAGUGGACGCGGCUUACUUGGUUUAACUCUAGUUUGGCUCUUAGGACUGGAGAAGUCAGUGAAGAUGUAGGAUGUUGGAUUUUAAGCUUACACAAGCUUCUGCCCAAAGAUGAUUUUGACCUCCUUGUCAUGACCCUCUGGAGCAUAUGGAAAACCCGAAAUGACUGUUUGUUCAACAAAGCAAAACCUGAUGGCCCGAAGACCUUGUUGAUUGCGCAGGAGCUGAGAGCAGAAUGGCUGAGUUGCCAAGAUCCUAAGGGUAGUAAGGACCAAGCUCAACCUCAACCUUGUUGGAAAGCUCCCCCAACUGGUACUUUGAAAGUUAAUAUGGAUGUUGGGUGGUCAGGUUGCAAGGGUACAGGCUUUGGUUUGGUUAUUAGGGAUGAGAAAGGAUCUUUUCAGGCUGUAGCCUCUCAUUAUGUUGAUCACAGGAUGGAUCCAAUUCCGGCAGAAACUUUGUGUCUCAGAUGGUGUUUGCAGAUGGUUGGAGAAUGGAAUUUGGAUCACCUAAUCAUUUCCUCUGAUUGCCACUAUUAG